AUGUCAUGGUCAAAAGGAAGGCAGAAUGAUGUUACGGUCAAGUUUCAGACUGUGAAGGACGUGGUCUUGGACUGCCUCUUGGAUUUCUUACCCGAGGGGGUGAACAAGGAGAAGAUCACGCCGCUCACGCUCAAGGAGGCUUAUGUGCAGAAAAUGGUAAAAGUAUGCAAUGAUUCAGACCGAUGGAGUCUCAUCUCCUUGUCCAACAACAGUGGCAAAAAUGUGGAGCUGAAAUUUGUGGACUCUCUGAGGCGGCAGUUUGAAUUCAGUGUCGAUUCCUUUCAAAUCAAGCUGGACUCCCUGCUGCUUUUUUAUGAGUGCUCAGAGAAUCCGAUGACUGAAACUUUUCACCCGACGAUCAUUGGCGAGAGCGUCUAUGGGGAUUUCCAGGAAGCCUUUGAUCACCUCUGCAAUAAGAUAAUCGCCACCAGAAACCCCGAAGAGAUCAGAGGAGGUGGUCUUCUGAAGUACUGCAACCUUUUGGUAAGGGGCUUUAGGGCUGCCUCCGAAUCCGAGAUUAAGUCCCUGCAGAGAUACAUGUGUUCGAGGUUUUUCAUUGACUUCUCAGACAUUGGAGAACAGCAGAGAAAGCUGGAGUCCUACUUGCAGAACCACUUUGUGGGAUUAGAGGACCGCAAGUAUGACUAUCUCAUGACCCUUCACGGUGUGGUGAAUGAGAGCACAGUGUGCCUGAUGGGACAUGAGAGGAGACAGACUCUGAAUCUGAUCACCAUGCUGGCCAUCAGGGUCCUAGCCGAGCAAAAUAUCAUCCCCAAUGUGGCCAAUGUCACCUGCUAUUACCAGCCAGCCCCAUACGUAGCAGAUGCCAACUUCAGCAAUUACUAUAUUGCCCAGGUUCAGACGGUGUUCCCUUGCCAGCAGCACACAUACUCUACUUGGCUGCCCUGUAAUUAAGGACCGAAAUUAGUAGACCCGGUGGGGAGAACGUUUUCUAAGACGUAGGAAGGGGCGGUGCGCCCCUUUGAAAUGGGGUGUUUUGUGCAAUGACGAUCUGCUCUAGUUUUCAAGCUUGGGGAAAAGCUUGUGGUUCUUCUAAUAAGUAACGGGAGCAUGAUCGAGAAAGAACCCCAAAAUAAUUGGAUCCUACCCCAGAGCACAAGAGGCCUGUCAUUAAAAGCAACCAGCUUCCCCUGAAAUAAGUGAGGGAGGAAUGCUUGAUGACAAUAUGGGUUGGCAAUAUCUGCUCCCAUAGCUUUGGCAUAGAGAAGGUGGGAAAGCCUUAUUUUCUUUUAUUUUUAUUCUUACUCUAGAAUGGGAUCUGCAAAAGGGAGAAUAUGAAAGAAACAAAACAAA
Molecule: messenger RNA, 1314 nt
Organism: Pygoscelis adeliae (Adelie penguin)
Lineage: Eukaryota; Metazoa; Chordata; Aves; Sphenisciformes; Spheniscidae
Gene: TENT5A
Product: family with sequence similarity 46, member A
Exons: 3
Coding region: 1-915 (304 amino acids)
Biological process (GO): mRNA stabilization
Molecular function (GO): poly(A) RNA polymerase activity; RNA binding
Source: RefSeq, a predicted model, not a curated record